Messenger RNA from Amphimedon queenslandica, 1131 nucleotides. Its product is annotated as heat shock 70 kDa protein 12A-like. Bases 1 to 1131 code for a protein of 376 amino acids. Lineage: Eukaryota; Metazoa; Porifera; Demospongiae; Haplosclerida; Niphatidae. The transcript has a single exon. The record is from RefSeq and is a predicted model, not a curated record.
AUGGUAAUAGAUGCUGGGGGUGGUACUAUAGAUAUCACUGCACAUAUCGAAGUUGAUGGUAGUAUUGUAGUUGAGAAUAUACCAACUGGCAAUGCAUGGGGUGGUACGCAGAUUAAUGAAGCUUUUGCUAAAAUUCUUGAAGGUAUAGUUAAUGAUCCUGGAUUUGAAAAGUACUUAGCUUCUGGAGACCAAGCUCAAAAAAGGGGCGAUAUCAUUAAAAUAGUUUACAAUGAAUUUGAAAUUGAUAAAUUGAACUUUGGAAAAGAGGACACAGAAGAAAUUCGCGUUUCAUUACCAAACCGUUUUGUUAAGUUUUAUGAUAGGGCUCUUGAGGCUGGCGUGAAGAGAAGAAGUGGUAUCGAUUAUGAAGAUGAUAUAUUAUAUAUCUCCAAGGAUGUAGUGGAAUCUGAGUUGUUUGGUCCAGCACUAAAAGGUAUAAUAGAGUGCACUUUACAAGCUAUUGAGGAUAAUGAUACCGAUCUUAGCACCUUUUAUUUGGUUGGUGGGUUUGGAGGGUGUAAGUAUGUAAAACGGAAGGUCACAGCAGCUAUAGAAAAAAGCUUUCAUGGCCAGGGUCGUUCUUGCAAUGUGAUAGUACCUUGUACUCCUCAAUUAGCUGUUGCCACAGGAGCUGUAAUGUGGCGUAUGAAUCCAGAGAAGAUCAAAGCAAGACGAUCUGAUGCUACUUAUGGGAUAGGAGUGUCUACAUCAUUUAAAGAUGAUGAGCAUGAUGAGCAUUACAAGUUUUAUAAUGAAGAGCAAGAAGAAUAUAAAUGUAGUAGCGUAUUUGAUGUGUUUUUAGAAAAAGGUGAGCUGGUACAAACAGAUCAAGUCAUUACCACAAGUUUAACACCAUCUUAUCAGUCAGAUGAGCAAGCUCACAUUACAAUCUAUUCCACUCCUAAUCUCGGAGUUCAAUACACGGAAGAUAAAAAUGGCAAAAGCACAGUUACAAAAAUAGGCCAAUUAGUUAUCGAUAUUCCUAAUCCUGAUAAUGUACCAAGAGAUGAGCGUCACAUCGAUAUCACUAUGGAUUUCAGUGGUACAGAGAUUCAAGCUAAAGCAAAGUAUCGUAUUAGUGGAGAAGAAGUUAAAACUGUUUGUGACUUUCUUUCUGCUCAAAAAAAUUAG